Molecule: messenger RNA, 422 nt
Organism: Dentiscutata erythropus
Lineage: Eukaryota; Fungi; Glomeromycota; Glomeromycetes; Diversisporales; Gigasporaceae
Source: the annotation of a GenBank genome assembly
GUGCGAUCUUCAAAUAUUGUAGGAUGUAAUGAGGACUUAGAACUAUAUAAUGUCCAUAAUAUCGAAAUAGAAAGCGAAAAUAACAGUAAACCUAUUAAGAAACGAUCUUCAAAUAUUGUAGAAUGUGAUGAGGACUUAGAACUACAUAAUAUCUAUAACGUUGAAAUGGAAAGCGAAGAUAAUAUUGAACCUAUUGAGAUGCGAUCUUCACAUACUGCUGAAUGUAAUAAGGACUUAGAACUACAUAAUAUCUAUAAUGUUGAAAUGGAAAGCGAAGAUAAUGUUGAACCUAUUGAGGUGCGAUCUUCACAUACUGCUGGAUAUAAUAAGAACUUAGAACUGCAUAACAUAUAUAACGUCGAAUUGGAAAAUGAAGAUAACAUUAAACCUAUUGAAGUGCAAUCUUCACAUACUACUGGAUG